UUCUCCUUUCUGAAUUGCAGGGCAAAAAUGUAUAUGUCUGGUUGCUAACGUGAAUUGUGGACUGAGUAUGGUGGAAAAAACAGAUCGCGCAGAAGUUAAUAUUAUCACCAGAAUCUGAAGACUACGAAAAUUGCUUCUCAGUGUUGUCAUGGACUCUUCUGCAGAAAAGAAUCUGUAAAAUUACGUGAAUAGAGACCGAUUUUCAAAGCAAUGGGAGAAAGAGCAAAAAGUCCAGAUACUGAUCAAGAAAGGAAGGCAGACAAACCCCAUUAUUCUUACUAUUCAUCUGAUUUUGGAACUUCACCACAGUCUUCUGGCCACUCAUCGCCAGUCAGUCCUUCAUCUACAACUGUUAAAGAAAAAAAUCCUAAAAGACACAUUUCAGAUAGCCAGGUGUAUCACCAAGCCUCUAGGAAACCAAGCCCUAAGGGUCUACCGAACAGAAAGGGAGGCCGAGUGGGAUUUCGCUCCCAGAGCCUCAAUAGAGAGCCACUUCGUAAAGAUACUGAUCUUGUUACAAAACGGGUUCUCUCUGCAAGACUGCUAAAAAUCAAUGAGUUGCAGAAUGAAGUAUCUGAGCUCCAGGUCAAGUUAACUGAGCUGCUAAAAGAAAAUAAGACUUUGAAAAGACUUCAGUACAGACAGGAGAAAGCCCUGAAUAAGUUUGAGGACACAGAAAAUGAAAUCUCACAACUUAUAGUUCGUCAUAACAAUGAAAUUACAGCACUCAAAGAACGCUUAAGAAAAUCUCAAGAGAAAGAACGGGCAACUGAGAAAAGGGUGAAAGAUACAGAAGGUGAACUAUAUAGGACAAAAUUUUCCUUACAGAAACUGAAAAAGAUCUCUGAAGCUAGACACCUACCUGAACGAGAUGAUUUGGCCAAGAAAUUAGUUUCAGCAGAGUUAAAGUUAGAUGACACCGAGAGAAGAAUUAAGGAACUAUCAAAAAACCUUGAGCUCAGUACCAACAGUUUCCAGCGACAGUUGCUUGCUGAAAGGAAAAGGGCAUUUGAGGCUCAUGGUGAAAAUAAAAUUCUUCAAAAGGAGCUACAACGACUGUAUCACAAAUUAAAGGAAAAAGAGAGAGAAUUGGAUAUAAAAAACAUAUAUUCUAAUCGCCUGCCAAAGUCCUCUCCAAAGAAAGAAAAAGAACCCACAUCUAAAAAAAAUGCUGCAUGCCAGAGUGAUUUCACUGACCUGUGUACAAAAGGAGUACAAACCACUGAGGACUUCCAGCUGGACGGAUUUCCCAUAACACCACAGACAAUGACAUGUUAUGAAAACAAAUGGGAAGACCCAGAACGUCUUCCUCUGGACUUUGAAUCCCAAGAACAAGACAAGCAUGAAGAAGCAGGGAUUCUAAACACAACAGUGGAAAGAGAAGGAAAAUUCAUUAAACCUCAAGUACUCCAUGUUGUAAAACAAGAGGAAGAGAAGCUGCAGGAUGUGUGGAAGAGAGAAGAACUUAAUAAAAAGCAAACAGAAAAGACAUCUUUACUGGAAAGAGAAGAAAGGCCAGAGUUUGAAACUGGAAGGCACCAAAUGGAUAUGUAUCAGGUUCAGAGUAUUGAUAGACUGGAAGAAGAGGAAGAGGAAAGAUUGAAAAGAGAAAUGCUACUUGCAAAACUAAAUGAAAUCAAUAGAGAACUCCAAGAUCCUCAUAAUCAAAAACACCCUUCUUUGCCAUUGAUACCUGAUUUAGAAACAAAACUGCACUCCCCAAAGAAAAGCCCUAAAACAUAUAUGUUCUCUGAAUCCUCAGAGAGGUUAUUUAAUGGACAUUAUUUACAAGACUUUGGUUUUUUAACUCCAAAAAGAGAGGGUCAGAAUCCAGGAAAUGCCAGAAGUCCAACCUCUCCAAAUGAGUUUGCAUUUGGUAGCUAUGUGCCUUCAUUUGCAAAAACAUCAGGGAAAUCAAAUCUGUUUUACCAAAAAAGUGACCUUUUGGAUUUCCAAAGAAAUAGUGUGGAAAAACUCAGUAAAGACAGUGUAGAUGUCAUUACUAGAAAAGAGAAGAAAGCUAACCUGAUGGAACAGCUAUUUGGUGCCAGUGGCGGCAACACCAUUUCUUCUAGAAGCAAUGACCCAAAUUCCCUGACUGCUGGUAAAGGAGACUUUGACCCUCUAGAUUUUCUCUCUGGUGAUAGAAGCAGCAGGGAUAGAGAACAUGAUGAAGAUGAAGACUUUUUCCUCAGUGAAGGACGAAGUCUUAAUCCAAAUCGACACCGAUUAAAACAUGUAAACAAUAAACCAGCAGUAAAAGCAGUUGAUUCUGUAGAAGAAGAAAUUGAAGAAGUAGUACUGAGAUGACUCAAAUAUACAUGUUUCUGAUUGUAAAUAUUAAAAUAAUUUUUUAAAGUAUUUAUUAUAAACCUUUAGACUUUUUAACAUUAAAAAGUCCUCAUGAAGGAAUGAUUUUUGAAUAGCUAAAGUGCAAUGAAAAAGAAGUGGAUCAUAUCCAUCACCAUAUAACUAGUUUGCUGAGAAUGAAGGAGUCUUUUUUGAAAGAAACCAAAAAAUAGAGAUAGACUUAACUUCUUGCUGACUUUUUAAUUUGCAAAUAUGUUUUGCCUCUUAAACCAGCUCUAUGGGAAGUUUUGCUCCACUGGAAGUCGCAUUCAUUUCCUACUGUCAUCUCAAAGUGUUUAUUUUUCAUUAUAUCCUUACCGCGCCAAGUACGGUUUUCCCACCAUCGUUGAAUGGGAAGUAAAGGUGAAAGACUGUCAGGAAGUGUAGCUCUCAGAGGGUAGGUAACCAGUACUGCUUAGGAGCCCUGUCCUUUAUGGAGAGGGGCAGGGUCCUUUGUCUUAAAUGGCAAGACUGAGCUACUCUUGAGCGGUAGCAGUGAUAACGUUCCCAGUUGCAAGUUUCCUGAAAUCACUCCCUACAACUCUGUCCGCAUUUUAGGCUGAAUUCAGAAGACAUUGUUUGCAUGGACAGUUCCCCUGUCAUGGCUCCCAGAGGUUUUGGUACAGUGUAACUCCUCUUUGUUCUCCUGCAUUCUUUUUUUUCCUCAGUGACUGAGAGUGAUUGGGUGUAUUUUAUACCAAGUACACGGAAUAGAAGAAGUACAUAACAAGUGCAAGGAAUAGAAAAAAUUUUAUCCUGAUAAAGGAAGAUUUUCAACUCAAUUAUGUUUCCAGAGUAAUGCAAUUUGGAAAUUUUAAUAUGUGCUUUAAGAUUUGAACUUGUCCUCAAACCAAAAAAAAAAAAAAAAAAAA
Tupaia belangeri chinensis (Chinese tree shrew) is the source of this 3221-nucleotide messenger RNA. RefSeq names its product lebercilin LCA5 (gene LCA5). The transcript has 7 exons. Gene Ontology annotation, biological process: intraciliary transport. The record is from RefSeq and is a predicted model, not a curated record. Bases 211 to 2310 code for a protein of 699 amino acids. NCBI's taxonomy places the organism in Eukaryota, Metazoa, Chordata, Mammalia, Scandentia, Tupaiidae. Gene Ontology annotation, cellular component: axoneme.